Molecule: messenger RNA, 204 nt
Organism: Clunio marinus
Lineage: Eukaryota; Metazoa; Arthropoda; Insecta; Diptera; Chironomidae
Source: the annotation of a GenBank genome assembly
AUGGAGAUUAUUGUUGUUUGUUUCCGGAAGUGUCUUAUGCUAUCUCAUCCCAUGUCUUGUGGUCAACUUUUGAAACUUUUGUUAGAUGACAAAAGAGAAGCAAUGAGAAAAAGAACAUUUUUUCUCGGUCUUGACCUUCCACAUGAUGGAAUGAUGAAAUGUCAAAGUGCAAAGCAUAUUUUAGAACACUUACAAAUAUCUUGA